GGGGAAGGAGGAAAGCGCUGGUCGAGUCAACGCCCUGCUGUAGCGCAACAGUUAAGCUAAUGUUGCUAGGUGUGGCUCUGUGAGUAUAAAUACAGCUCAACACUCUCCUUCUCCUCGCUUGCUGUGCAUUCGGUCUUGGUUGAGCUGUUGAGUUCCAGGUGCCAAAAUGUCCUUAGUCAGUUCUUUUCUUGAGCAGCUUGCCUAUCAGGGCAUGCAAGACAACACCGUACAAGACAUCACAGAGGGGCAGGGCACAGUGAGGCCUUUUGCUCAGUUUAAUGCAGCUGCGGAUGCCAGUGUCUUGGACAAGGCUAUCAAGGCAAAAGGUGUGGAUGAGGUCACAAUCAUUGAAACGCUGGUCCGCAGGAACAAUGCCCAGCGCCAGCAAAUCAAGGCUGCUUACCAGCAAGCAAACAGCAAGCCUCUGGAUGUAGCCCUGAAAGCUGCUCUUAAAGGUGAGCUGGAAGAAGUGGUUCUGGGCUUGUUGAUGACUCCAGCUCAAUAUGAUUGCUUUCUGCUCAAUGGUGCCAUGAAGGGUUUGGGCACAGAUGAAGACACGCUUGUCGAGAUUUUGGCCUCCAGGACCAAUAAAGAGAUCCGAGAGAUUAAACAGGUUUUCAAACAAGAAUAUAAGAAGGAUCUAGAGGCGGUGAUCAAGUCUGACACGAGUGGAGACUUCAGGAAUGCCCUGCUUUCUCUCUGCAAGGCUACCAAAAGUGAAGACAAGGUUGUGCAAGAGGACUUGGCUGACAAAGAUGCCAGGGCCUUGUAUGAGGCAGGAGAGAAAAGAAAAGGCACAGACUGUGGCGUGUUCAUUGACAUCCUCACUUCAAGGAAUGCUUCUCACCUGAGGAGAGUCUUUCAACUGUACUCCAAGUACAGUAAGGUGGAUGUUGCAAAAGCCAUUGAUCUGGAGUUGAAGGGUGAUAUUGAGAAUUGCUUGAUUGCUGUUGCGAAAUGUGCUGGAAACAAACCCGUUUUCUUUGCUGAAAAACUAAAUCAGGCAAUGAAGGGCUCUGGUUAUAAAGGCAAGCUCUUGACCAGAAUAUUGGUGAGCCGCUCUGAGAUUGACUUGGCCAAAAUCAAGCAAGAGUACCAGAGUAAGUUUGGCAAGAGCCUCUACCAGGACAUCCAGGAUGACACCAAAGGAGACUAUGAGGCAAUCCUGCUAGCUGUGUGUGGCAAUUAAUUGGUGUCACCUAAUGAAUGUAUACAGAUGAAGACCCACCAGCUAUCAAUAUAUGAAUUAUACACCCCAUACAAACAAGUGUAGUAGAAUGAAAAACAUUUUUGAUAAAUAAAAACUUGACUGACUGCA
Onychostoma macrolepis is the source of this 1318-nucleotide messenger RNA. It is a transcript of the gene anxa1a, whose product is annotated as annexin A1a. NCBI's taxonomy places the organism in Eukaryota, Metazoa, Chordata, Actinopteri, Cypriniformes, Cyprinidae. Gene Ontology annotation, molecular function: calcium-dependent phospholipid binding; calcium ion binding; phospholipase A2 inhibitor activity. Gene Ontology annotation, cellular component: plasma membrane; cytoplasm. The transcript has 13 exons. The record is from RefSeq and is a predicted model, not a curated record. The coding region runs from base 167 to 1189 and encodes 340 amino acids. Gene Ontology annotation, biological process: positive regulation of prostaglandin biosynthetic process; response to peptide hormone; actin cytoskeleton organization.